AUGGGGUGCGGGCCGCUGGGAAAAGGAGUGAGGCAGAAGAAGACGGAGGAGGGCGGCGUUCCUCACCUUCUCAUGAACCCUAGGCAGCAACUCAUCUCGUUGGGCCAGACGGGCGGCUCUUCUGACGGGUUACAACCAGGGCUGGUGAAGGAUGGGCUCGCGUGGGGUGGAGUAGAUAGAGGCAAGCUGGGAGUUGGGCCAAUUCGUUUGGGCCGAGCUCAGUGGAACCAUCCAAGCGAGCAUGUCUUGAAUGAAGGUGGGCCGAACCAGACUUUCGCCACGGGCUAG
Linum trigynum is the source of this 288-nucleotide messenger RNA. The record is from the annotation of a GenBank genome assembly. NCBI's taxonomy places the organism in Eukaryota, Viridiplantae, Streptophyta, Magnoliopsida, Malpighiales, Linaceae.